Molecule: messenger RNA, 3021 nt
Organism: Cucurbita pepo subsp. pepo (vegetable marrow)
Lineage: Eukaryota; Viridiplantae; Streptophyta; Magnoliopsida; Cucurbitales; Cucurbitaceae
Source: RefSeq, a predicted model, not a curated record
GGAUCUCAGAGUAUUGAGAGGAUCUUUUCCUAGUAUAAGAGGAGGGAAAGGAAGCACCUCUAAUAUAUGUCCUACCAAUGGACCAUAUGAUUUAACUUUUUGACACUGAAUAAGAAUCGAACAAUAAUCAAUCGAUUAUUGCAGGGAGAACAAUGGAAACAAAAUCAUCUGAUUAUGUCAAAAUUUUCCGACGAAUCAGGCGAUUUCUUCAAGCUAUUGCUUCGUCGAAUCAAAGGAAGAAAGAUACACAUCUUAACGGAUGCAAAAUGGCGCUCUGUGCCGUCGACGGUGGCUACCCCAGCGAUUACAUUGCGAUAGAUUUUGCUGCACAUUGUAUGGCUUUAUAUCUGUUAGUUUCCUCAAAUUCAAGAGGCAAAGGAGGCGGUCUUGCUAUAUUUGGGCAGUGUGGGCUGAAGGUCCCCUCGGAUUUGGUUUGCUGUUGAGUAGUCGCAAAACACAGACCUUCCAACUAUAUGAUAUAUUUGUAAGUUAUCAAUGUCAGGAUGCUUCUGAAUAACAGGUGCCACAUGAGGCCGCAGUGGAUUGUUCCAAUCAUGUCUCUGCAUAUCCUAUAUGGGCUGUGGAAAGGAAUAAUUGUCUCAGCAUCUUCAAUGGGUAUGGGGCCUCUGAUUUUUUUCUUUGAUUAGCAUAGUUUAUGAUGCUGAUAAAUUGAUUGUAUCCCAUACCUCAGUUAAUGGAAUACGAAGGUGACAGUAAAAUAGGAUCAAAGUGAGUAUUUUUUUCAAAUACUUCAUGGUUUUGGAAAUUCAAUAAUUUUCAAACAAAAAGUAUCCAAUAAAUGAGUAUCAUGCUGAAGCUUGAAACUAAGGUUUUUGGUCAAGGUAACAUGACUAUUUGCUGUUUUAAUUCGACGAGAUUGAAUUGAAAUCAUUUUUUAAAACGAUAUCUUACAAAAAAGUAAAAUUCAGUAUGUUAUUAUCAUAAUACUAUUCGUUUCAUGUUUUAAUUGUGCACCUAAAAAAACUUCCUUUUUUUUUUUUUAACAAAAAAGUUGCAGAUUAGCUCUGGAUCAAGAGGAUUGUUUCUUUCUGUCUCGCAUUUUAAAAGGGCUUUUGCUACAUCUUUGAAUUUUUUAGUGGCAUUAUGUUCAUAUUUACCUUGUAUUUUCUCAAUGUCUCUGUCCUUUUAUCAUCAAAAGCUAAUUAAUGGAAAGAAAAAUGAACUUGUCUAUUUCACUAACUGGUAAAGCUCAAGAUAGGUCAGGGGUGCGUCGGAACGGUCGGUGGCCGCUUACUCUCAUCCGAGAGUCUAAUCUCUUAGUACUGUUUUUUUUUUAAUCAAGGAAAAAAGGGGGUCGAUUUAGGCUCCUCCCUUCCACUACAUAGCUGUGCUAGCAGGUACCACAAUCCCUCUGUCCCAUAGAUCUAACUUGCUCGCGUGGUUCACCGGUUCCACUGAAAACUCUCAUUUGUUGAAGGGAAGCAUAGUGCGCUUUAGGCACCGAGCGAGAAAGGUCUCUUCUUUUCCCUAAUCUGAAGUGAUAUACUACAAACCUCAUUAAUUUUUUUGUUCUUUGUUCUUCCAGGAGUUUGGCUUCUGCCUUUACUACGAAUGAAAUCCAUGAAGAGAUCUAGGACUCCAGGUUGCUUCUAGAUUUCUGUUAUUACUCAAGGAGAGAUGGUAGCUUUUGAUGAAUUAAAGUACUAAAAUUGGACAGGGACAUGCAUGAGCUUCCAAUAACGAAUGGAUGAAAAUGACCAUUCACAUGAAGUAGGUAAUAAAACAGAGUUUCCUCUCUCUACUCUCUCUCUACUUUGUCUCUACUCUCUCUCGCCCUCCUUAUUAAGGAACCAGUUAAUGUAACAGAUUAUUCACACCAUGAUUGUAACAUGCUCUCUGUUAGUUUCCUCUCAGCCAAUUUGGCUUCUUGCCCUCUCCUUGCUUGGCUUCUUAAUCAUUCUCCAACGCUCCACCACCGUGGUCCGAUGGGUUUACCGAGCUUUUCUCAGACCCCCCAAGGAUCUAGGACGCUAUGGCUCUUGGGGCAUAGUCACUGGCGCCACUGACGGCAUCGGAAAGUCCUUUGCCUAUCAGCUGGCCAGUGCAGGUCUUAACCUUAUACUCAUUAGCAGAAGCUCAGCCAAGCUGAAGGCAGUUUCCAAGGAUAUCCGAUCUCAGUUUCCUGAUACAAACAUAAAAAUCAUUGAAUUGGACUUCACAGAAGAUGAUAUUGGUGCUGGUAUUGCUGAGAUUAAGGAGAUGAUUGAAGAUUCGGACGUGGGGAUUCUGAUAAACAACGUGGGAAUUACAUAUCCAAACGCUAAGUUUUUCCAUGAAGUGGAUGAGAAAGUUUGGAUGGAUGUUUUUAAAGUGAACGUGAAAGGCACUACUUGGGUUACCAAAGCUGUUUUGCCAAAGAUGAUUAAGAAGAACAGAGGAGCUAUUGUGAAUAUUGGCUCCGGCGCUGCUGUUAUUGUACCUUCUCAUCCUCUCUACUCUAUCUAUGCUGCUACAAAAGCGUACGUGGACCAAUUCUCAAGAUCUCUCCAUGUGGAAUACAAAGACAGGGGAAUUGAUGUUCAGUGUCAGGUGCCAUUGUAUGUAGCAACUGAAAUGGCAUCAAGAGUGGCAUCAGUGAGCAGAGCAUCGCUGUUCAUCCCAUCGUCCGAUGACUAUGUAAGAGCUGCAAUUCGCAGAAUUGGAUAUGAGCCACGGUGCACCCCUUACUGGUCUCACUCUCUUCAAUGGUGCUUUGCUUGUCUGCUCCCGGAGGCAGUUCUCGACGCCUGGCGACUGUCCAUCGGGUUGCAGCGGAGGAGGAAGGAAUCGGACGCCAUGAAAGGGAUUGAAGGUUGCAAACAAGAAUGAAGGGCGGGCUUAGACUUGGAGAUAAAAGCAUAUGAUAUGGUGAAAUAUUAAACUAUCUUACUCAUCCAUGAUGUGAUGAAUUGUUCAAUAAGGUGAUAGGAUAUGGUUUGUUCAACUUGGAAAAGUUACUUUGUUUAAGCUGUUGUGUUGUCUUUUGCUUAUAGUUAUAUAACGAUGCUUUUAAAUCUUCUC